AUGUACACGAAACCUUCGAAAGGAAAAAGCAAGGAAGCUCUCGCCUUCAUCAAGAAUGUUGAUUGGAAGAGUUUUACCGGGGAAAUCAAGGAGCACAUCAGGAGGAAGCCAGGAAAUACCGCCAUGCUAGUGACCCAAUGGACCUUACUUGUUCUAUUCCCAGCUCUAAUAACCAGUCCAAUUGCCAGUCUUUUUGGUUGUAGCAAGUUAGGGCCCGUAGUCGACACUGCAGCAUCUGCGUUUGAGUCGAAAUAUGGCACGCAAGUUCUAUUCCGGAUACUCCAAAGCUACGGUAUGAAUGGAUGGGGAGUCAAGGCCGUCAACAGUGUCUUCUCAUUUGGGAGCGUCUUGGUGAAUGGAGCUGCGAGCUUGUCGAAAUCUAGUGGAAGGGAGAUACUCAAGACGCUGCUGGAAUAUGUGUAUGGGAGUGAAAGGCUGUGUUCGCAAAACCCUCGUCGCAAUGUGACGUGUUGA
Messenger RNA from Ramularia collo-cygni, 474 nucleotides. RefSeq lists its product as uncharacterized. The coding region runs from base 1 to 474 and encodes 157 amino acids. The transcript has 2 exons. NCBI's taxonomy places the organism in Eukaryota, Fungi, Ascomycota, Dothideomycetes, Mycosphaerellales, Mycosphaerellaceae. The record is from RefSeq and is a predicted model, not a curated record.